UCAACCGUCGGGCGCCGAGAACUCUGGGAGAAAGCGGCGUGAAGACGUACACCCAAACAAACAAAGUGAGCCGAGGCGCGUCUUGAAGUGGAAAAAGCAGCAGAUGAAGAUGGAUUUGAGCUCGAAGAAGUACGCGGAGCUGCGAAGCAUCGCGAAGGAGCUGGGACUGAAGGCAAACAUGAAGGCCGAUAAGCUCCUGAGAGCCAUUCAGCAGCACUAUGAAAAGGAAAAGAAAAACGACGAGGAAGCGCAGGUCCGAGUAGAUGAAAAUGCAGCUUCAGACAGCGGCCAGGAGACUGCAGAUGAUGCUUCCAGCAAGGCCGUGUUUGUGAACACACGUCGGGGGAGAGGAAAAUGCAGCAAGAGAAAGAUCACUGAUGCUGCUGCUGAGGCUUCUGACCCAACUGGAUGUUGCAGCAGUGCAGGGGGGGAGAAGAAGAAAAGGAAGGUGACCCUGGACAAAGACCCUGAGAUGAAGGAACCGGAGCCCCAGCUGCAGCUGGACUCCGAGGAUAAAGCUCCUGUGCUCGCUGAAACAGAGGUGAAUGUGUUCCCGUCGUCUGGUUCUCCUACAGAAAAGGCACCGAAGCAGGUAAAAGGCGGCAGGAUCCCUCGUUACCAAGGUCUCCGGCAUAAGAGCAAGAUUUUGUUGAAGCCCACAACUCCUAACUUUAAAAAGCUCCAUGAGGCCCAGUUCAACAAGAUGGAGUCCAUUGACAGCUACGUCCACAGGAAGACAAAGCAGAUGGAGACGUACAAAAAUCCAGUCAAAGACCUGAAGGAUUCGGCUCGUUCCACCAUGUUCAGCCCCGUUCCCGGCAACAAGACGCCGGCUGAGGAAAAGCGUCGCCACACUUUGGUCUCAGCCAGUAAAAUGCCUUCAAAAAAACCUGCACAAAAAGAAGACUGUCAGUUCAGACCCUCUGUCCUUUCUGCCCGCAGGGUCAAUGUCCGAUUCUUGGAGGCUACACUCGAUAAUGAGUUCAAGAGGUCGCUGGUGAAGACGCCAGCACGGAUGUCGCCAUGCGUCGCCUCCAGUACCCCUCAAAAACCGAUUGCAGACGCAGGAAAGCCGGCCGGCGCCAAGUCUUCAGCUUUAUCUGCCCAGAAAACUCCAGGACCCUUCAUUUUCACCGGUAACACCAGUGCUUUAGGAACGCCUGGAACCCAAAAGAAACCUGCCUUCGACCUGAAGGCGAGUCUGUCGCGUCCCCUCACCUACAAGCCCCACAAAGGUAAACUGAAACCUUUCGGCGACGUCAAGGAAAACGCAGCAGGAAACAAGUCUAUGGUUGCCAAUCCUCGCCAAGAAAGUUACAAACAGCCCAAAAUCCAGUCAAGGGAGGACCGGCGAACCAGACAAAUGGAGAGCCGGAAGCAGAAAAAAGAAAACAUGCUCGGGGCGAGGAGAGGACUUGUGAUGACGUAGACGGAGUAACUCUUCAAAAUGACGGCCGUUGGGAAAGCGCGAUGCUUUUUGGUGUAAAGGUUUUGACGUCGUAGAAAAGCUCAGAUAUUUUCUCCAACCUGCUUUAUUUGUAGCAAUGUUUGCUUUAAAGCUUUGUUUCUAUUUUCUCUGCUGUCAAGUAGAAACUCUUGUUUAUGUACAUUUUUAACAACCGUUUUUAUAUGCUUUAUUUUUGCAUUCUUCUGAAUGGAAAACCUUUAAUAGCCCACACAUUCAUUCAAAAAGAUGCUUGACAUGUAAAGCCUUUUCUUAAUUGUGAUGCUUU
Messenger RNA from Poeciliopsis prolifica (blackstripe livebearer), 1733 nucleotides. It is a transcript of the gene nusap1, whose product is annotated as nucleolar and spindle associated protein 1. Bases 104 to 1429 code for a protein of 441 amino acids. Gene Ontology annotation, molecular function: microtubule binding. Lineage: Eukaryota; Metazoa; Chordata; Actinopteri; Cyprinodontiformes; Poeciliidae. Gene Ontology annotation, biological process: mitotic chromosome condensation; establishment of mitotic spindle localization; mitotic cytokinesis. The transcript has 11 exons. Gene Ontology annotation, cellular component: microtubule; mitotic spindle; nucleolus. The record is from RefSeq and is a predicted model, not a curated record.